GGGAAUCCGGUUUCUGCAGAUCCUUCGCAUGCUUCAUGUAGAUCGGCAAGGUGGGACGUGGAGACUCUUGGGCUCUGUGGUCUUCAUACAUCGUCAGGAACUCAUAACUACCCUGUACAUCGGCUUCUUGGGCCUAAUCUUCUCAUCCUAUUUUGUCUACCUUGCUGAGAAAGAUGCGGUGGAUGAAGAGGGGCAGACUGGAUUCUCCAGCUACGCCGAUGCUCUCUGGUGGGGAGUGGUGACAGUGACCACUAUUGGCUACGGGGAUAAAGUGCCCCAGACGUGGAUUGGCAAGACAAUCGCUUCCUGCUUCUCCGUGUUUGCAAUCUCGUUCUUCGCUCUGCCCGCGGGGAUCCUGGGAUCAGGAUUUGCCCUGAAAGUCCAACAGAAACAGCGCCAGAAACAUUUCAACAGGCAGAUUCCUGCAGCGGCCUCUCUAAUUCAGACUUUGUGGAGGAGCUACGCAGCAGAGAAACCUCAGGGCUGCCUGGCCACCUGGAAGAUCUACAUCACCUCAGCUCAGAUCCCAAAGAAAACAGCAGCACCGCCCAGCCCAAAUCUCAGAAAACAGAGUAAAAGAUACAAGAGGAAAGGAAAAACUGGGCGGGAUAAUGGCUCAACAUCUGUAAAUCCAGGAGACGCACCGUUGCCCGUUCCUCAGAUUACUUACGACUUCAGCGAAGAUCAAGAAGACAAGAAAGAGUUGAAUUUCUACCUUGAUGAACCGGGAGUCAAGAAACAUCUGGAAGGCAACAGUGGUGGGAUGUCGAGAGCCAGCAGCUUCACCGAGGAGGCGGAUCUGACAGCUGAAGAGGCUCUUCUGCCUACUGUAACAGAUGUCUCACA
This is a messenger RNA of Protobothrops mucrosquamatus (brown spotted pit viper), 846 nucleotides long. RefSeq names its product potassium voltage-gated channel subfamily KQT member 1-like. The record is from RefSeq and is a predicted model, not a curated record. Gene Ontology annotation, cellular component: membrane. Gene Ontology annotation, molecular function: voltage-gated potassium channel activity. The annotation marks the transcript as partial. Gene Ontology annotation, biological process: transmembrane transport; potassium ion transport. Lineage: Eukaryota; Metazoa; Chordata; Lepidosauria; Squamata; Viperidae. The transcript is spliced from 7 exons.